Kluyveromyces lactis is the source of this 978-nucleotide messenger RNA. RefSeq names its product palmitoyltransferase PFA3 (gene PFA3). Lineage: Eukaryota; Fungi; Ascomycota; Saccharomycetes; Saccharomycetales; Saccharomycetaceae. The transcript has a single exon. Gene Ontology annotation, molecular function: protein-cysteine S-palmitoyltransferase activity. The record is from RefSeq and is a predicted model, not a curated record. Gene Ontology annotation, cellular component: endoplasmic reticulum; Golgi apparatus. Gene Ontology annotation, biological process: protein targeting to membrane; peptidyl-L-cysteine S-palmitoylation. The coding region runs from base 1 to 978 and encodes 325 amino acids.
AUGCUACUCGAUAGGAUUGGGUUUUAUUUUCCAAAAGCCCUCAGUAACUUUCUAAUACUUUACACAUGUUGUAUUUGCUUCAGCAGAAUUGAUAUAUUACCAAGAAUCGUGAAUGUAGUGCUACUGAUUACUCUGUCAUCUUUUGCGUUGUACACUUAUUGGAAGAUUAUACGAGUGGGUGCUGGAAGUCCAUUAGAAUAUUCCUUUCUCAAAAUCCAAAGUAUAGAUAAUGUAUUGAACAGGACAGAGCAGCCUCCGGACAUAAUAAAAGAUAAUUGUAUCUUCGUGAAGAGAGACGGAUCUUUUAGAUUUUGUCAAACGUGUGAGAUCUGGAAACCUGAUAGAUGUCAUCAUUGCUCAAAGUGUAAUAAAUGCUUCUUAAAAAUGGAUCAUCAUUGUCCUUGGUUCGCUUCUUGUGUCGGAUUCAGGAACCAAAAAUUCUUUGUCCAGUUCCUAGCAUAUACUACAGUAUACUCUUUAUAUGUUCUACUGAUGACGUCUGCUCAAUUGUACAGCUGGUUCAGACAGAUGAAAUAUAAAUCAGAAUUAUUGGACCUCCAUCUACUGGUUGUAUGGGUACUUAGCGUCAUUGCCGCAAUAGCCACUUUUGCAUUUACCACCUACACAAUAUGGCUUGUCACUAAAAAUGAGACUACUAUAGAGCAGUACGAAUGGGGUAAUAUCAGACAUGAUCUAGAAAUAUAUGGAGAUAGUAUUAAUUGCAAUAUGGGAUCAGUUGACAAUGUUUUUGAUUUGGGAUCUAGGUCUGCAAAUUUCAAUUGCGUGAUGGGUGCCAGUUGGGCGGAAUUACUUUUACCAAUCCAGGUAAGAGCUGAUGAUCCAUUUGAUCCAUAUGCAAAUCAAGGUUUGUUUUUUCCGGUUCAGAGUGAUACAUAUAGAAUAUAUCGCGAAAGCGUGAACUUGCAGCAACGUUUGAUUACGAGACUAACUCUAAGACCGUCGAUAGAACACAUCUAA